Cydia amplana is the source of this 1098-nucleotide messenger RNA. RefSeq lists its product as uncharacterized. The record is from RefSeq and is a predicted model, not a curated record. The transcript has a single exon. Bases 202 to 1098 code for a protein of 298 amino acids. Lineage: Eukaryota; Metazoa; Arthropoda; Insecta; Lepidoptera; Tortricidae.
GUUAAUGAUAUUAUAGAUAGGUGUAAUAAUUUUAUCGCACAAUUUUCCCUACUAAAGGACGUAAAAUCAGGAGUUAUUGAGGAGACCAACAAAUUGUAUGCUAAUAUUACUAGUUUGCAUAACGAAAUAUUAGAGUUAUGUUCAAAGUCUGAGGUAGAGGAAAUUACAAGUAGCGAUAGCGAAUACAGUGAAUUCGACACCAUGGAGUUCGAUUUAAAGUCAGCGUGUAGUCUUAUACCACUUAUGGAUGGUACUGAGGAAACAACAAAGAGAUUAAUAGAUGCUGUUGAUAUGUAUUCGGGUAUGUUAAACGAGACAGGUAAAAAGUCGCUAAUUACAUUUGUGUUAAAAGGAAGGUUGUCUGAAAGUGCGAAAUUACGUAUGUCAGCUACUUAUACGACCGUAGAGCAACUUAUAAGGGAUUUACGUAACUCACUUUUACCUAAAAAGUCCUUUACAGCAAUCCAUUCCCGACUUCAAAAUAUAAGUCAGGGUUGGCGUAGUAUAGAUCAGUAUGGAUCCGAAAUAGAGAAACUUUUUUCUGAGUUGACUAUAACUCAGGCAGAAGGUAAUUCGGCGAGUUAUGAUGUGCUAAAGCCGCUGAACGAAAAAAUGUGCAUUAAAAAGUUCACAGAUGGUUUGAAGGAUCCAAGGCUCAGCACCAUCAUUGCGGCGCGGAACUUCAGCAGCUUGAAGGAUGCGAUCCAGGCUGCGCAGGACGAAGAUGUAUCGAGGCCGACAACGUCCAGCCAAUCGGAGGUCAUGGGUAUGUACCGCUCACAAAACUCUUUUAACAGGUACCACAGAGGCUUUGCUCACAACUCGUACAGAGGUCAUCGGCAUCGUAAUCAAAGGGGUCCGCGACAGUACUCCUAUGGUCGAUAUCCUCAACCCCAACAAGGCAACUCGCGAGGAGGUGGCCGUGGAUACAAGUCACGAGGCAGGCCGGCACGAGGGGGUUCGUAUUUCGGGUCCCGUGCCCGAGGGGUCACCGCUCGUGGCAGCCUGCACGUGAUACGGCACGCCGAGAAUGGCUCGACCGGUCAACACCCGAGUGCACCAAAUACGGAAUCGCUGAAUCAUUUUUUUCGAGACUGA